Messenger RNA from Penicillium alfredii, 705 nucleotides. RefSeq lists its product as uncharacterized. NCBI's taxonomy places the organism in Eukaryota, Fungi, Ascomycota, Eurotiomycetes, Eurotiales, Aspergillaceae. The transcript has 2 exons. Bases 1 to 705 code for a protein of 234 amino acids. The record is from RefSeq and is a predicted model, not a curated record.
AUGGAACCCCCUUCUCGCAAUGACCCUCUUCUAGACUUUGAUCUGGAGGAUUUCUGGUCGACAUUUCCAGACACACCAACGGUACCUCCAAUUCUCGCAGCUAGCAAUGACAGUGUUCGCUACGACAAUAUUAGCUAUGACAGAUUCUUUCCCACGCAACCAUGUCAUCUACCAACACAUUCAAACCCAGCAGACGAAGAGCGUCCUAUGAUCGAGCAUUAUUUCUCCCCUGACGAUACGAAACGGUGCUUCUUCAACUGGAUCGGGCCGGACCUGUUAUCGCCACUAACCCACACCGAUGACAUUUUCCUUCAUCUUUCCUCUUUCCAACCGUCUGAUCCGGUUGAUUGGAUAGAUGUUCGGCUCUCGAUUCUGAAUAGCGGUACGGAAGAACUCGUGGCGGAAUAUCCUUUUUUCCUCCCUCGGAUCGAAACCAUGCUAGGAAAUCUCCCGCGGAUUCGUGAACAGAUACAUGGUAUCAUCACGAAGUACCAUCACGCAAAGGGCUCCGAAAAUGUUCGGUUUCGACUCAACCUGUGGCCACGAAAGGAGACUAUACUGAAACAUGUUAUGGGGACUACGAUUCCACUAUCGUCCGCUCACGCUGUCAAAUCUGUAUCUCCACUGGAUCCAGGGGCUUUUGUUCAGAAUAUAGUUGGGAAUUUUGACGAUGGAUCCCCGUGGAAGGGCACUCUCUAUAUAUGA